Racocetra persica is the source of this 486-nucleotide messenger RNA. NCBI's taxonomy places the organism in Eukaryota, Fungi, Glomeromycota, Glomeromycetes, Diversisporales, Gigasporaceae. The record is from the annotation of a GenBank genome assembly.
AUAAUAUUAGUGAAAAUAAAACUAAUAUUAGUCAAGAAAAUAAAGAAAAUGAUAUAGAAACAGAUGAAAAAACAAAUAUUAGAUCUAGUGUUCAUCAAUAUUUUACUUUAAAUAAAAAAAUUAAAAAAUAUAAAUGUAAUUAUUGCAGUCAAAAAUAUAAAAUACCAGAAGAUAAAUCAACAUCUACUUUAAAAAGACAUCUUGAAAAAAAAUAUAAAAAUAUAAUCACAACUGAAAAAAUUAUAGGAGCAAUAGAUAAAUUUGUUAAAAAAGAAGAAUUGGAUGCUACUCUUGAAAUAAGUGCUUCAUUUUAUCAAACACUUAGUUAUACUAUUUCUAUUUAUAAUUAUUUAUUAGAUUUAAUUGAAAAAUUUCUUAAAAAAGAAUCUUAUUCUAAUAAAAUUAUUAAUGCUAUUAACAAAGCCAAACUUAAAUUACAAAAAUAUUAUCCAACAACUAAUGGACUUGUUUAUAUAAUUUCUACUA